Messenger RNA from Humulus lupulus (European hop), 3801 nucleotides. RefSeq names its product E3 ubiquitin-protein ligase UPL6. The record is from RefSeq and is a predicted model, not a curated record. Gene Ontology annotation, molecular function: ubiquitin protein ligase activity. Lineage: Eukaryota; Viridiplantae; Streptophyta; Magnoliopsida; Rosales; Cannabaceae. Gene Ontology annotation, biological process: protein polyubiquitination; ubiquitin-dependent protein catabolic process. The coding region runs from base 315 to 3419 and encodes 1034 amino acids. The transcript has 26 exons.
UUCUAUUUCCACUUCGACUCUUACAAUUUCACAGUCCAGCUAAGAAAACGAGAGAGCGCAGGCAAAUUCUCAAGCUCUCUCUUUUUCUUUCUCUUCGAUAGUUUUUCUCUUCUAUUUUCCUUCCACCCAAACAGAAUAUCUAUCUUUCUAGUUGCGUGAUCUCUUUGUCAAUUAUUGGAGUAGGGCUUACUUUUCGUUGUUUCUCUAAAUUCAUCGGAAUCGUUCGAAAGUUAAGUUGAGAUUCCUAAAGCUCGUUUUGUUCAUUGUAUUUUUGUAUUACAAGGGUUCGUAUUUGGUUCAGUCCACUCGGAAGGAUGUUCUUCUCAGGCGAUCCAUCGACUCGGAAGCGAGUCGAUUUGGGAGGCCGGAGCACGAAGGAAAGGGAUAGGCAGAAGCUUCUUGAGCAGGCUAGGUUAGAGCGGAACAAGCGAUAUAUGUUGCGGCAAAAGAACUCUGCUGCUACUAAAAUUCAAAAAUGCUUCAGGGGGAGAAAGGUAGUGGCUGCUGAACGUUCUAAGGUUCGAGAACAGUUCUAUGGAAAAUAUGGGAAACUUUGCCAAAAUGUGGACAGGAAUUGUUUUGGUUUGGAUUCAGAAUUUUUACGCCAGUUAUUUUAUUUCUUUGAUGCUCGAAAUGCUGUUGAUAUUGAAACCCUUAUGGAGAUAUGCCGAUUCCUUCAGCAAUUGGUCCAAGAUAGUGGGGAUAUUGUGAGCCUAUUUGCUGGCAUGGAGUACUCAUCCAAGCAUGCUUUGGUGGAUUACAGAGUGAAGCAACUUGCAUACUUAUGUAUUAAGGCUCUACAUCAAAAUAGACAUCAUUUAAAGAAUCAAAUUUUUGCCACACCUGAAGAGUCAAGCACAUGCACAACCAUGUUGUUAGAAACAGUGCACCUUUUGAUUGAUCCCAAACUUCCAUGGGCUUGCAAGACAGUUGGUUAUCUAUUGCUAAAAAAGGCAUUUUCCAUGUUUAGAGAGAUCAUUCUAACAGGAAAGGAGAACUUGGACAUUCAUACUUGCCUUAGCAAAGUGUCUUCGUUGGAACAAGUGCUUGUUCUCGUAAGCUCUCAUACUGGUCAAAAACCCUGUAUUUGCCCAAAUAUUGAUGCAAGAUGGAGUUUCUCAUCCCAGAUUCUUACUGUUCCUUUCCUCUGGAAGCUUUUCCCUGGUUUAAAAGAGGCUCUUGCGACAAGAGGUCUGUGCCAAGUUUACCUUCAUCAGAUGGCAAUCUACGUGCAAAAUCAUGCUAAUGUGCUUCCUAGUGAUGUAUCAAAUGAGUUUCCUGGUUAUGCCUGCCUUCUUGGAAAUAUAUUAGAAACUGCAGGACUUGCAUUAUCUCAGCCUGAUUGCGUUUUUGAAAUGGCUGUAGACCUUGCUGCUGUUACAACGUUCUUGUUGGAGACACUUCCUUCAAUGAAAUCUUUAAAUAGAGAAACUCAAGACAAUAUGCAGAUUGAUGACGAAGUCGUGGCAGGUGAUGAGCAAGUGGAAAUGGUUUUGAAUAGGGGUUUGGAGAAACAAAUUUGUAAUGCUAUUGAUCCACCCUUUCUUCUACAAUUUACAAAUGUUUUGUUUGGAGGAAUUUCAAAUGUCAAGGGUUUGCAUAAUGAUCCAGAUGACAGGGAGGUUGCAGCUGUUGGUGCAGCUUGUUCUUUUCUGCAUGCCACUUUCAAUGCAUUGCCUCUUGAAAUAAUUAUGACUGUGCUGGCUUAUAGAACUGAACUUGUUCUAGUGCUCUGGAAUUUUAUGAAGCGGUGUCAUGAGAACCAGAAAUGGAUGUCCUUGUCUGAACAUUUCUCAUAUCUUUUGUCGGGAGAUGGACCUGGUUGGCUCUUACCUCUGGCUGUUUUCUGUCCCGUGUACAAGCACAUGCUCAUGAUAGUUGAUAAUGAGGAGUUCUAUGAACAAGAGAAGCCACUUUCACUGGAGGAUAUCAGAUGCCUGAUUAUUAUACUAAGACAGGCCUUAUGGCAGCUUCUAUGGGUGAAUCCUACAACUCCUUCAAAUUCUGUGAGAUCUGUCAGCCACAAUAAUACUAUUAAGGGAAACCCAGUGGAAGUCAUUCAACACAGGGUUAGUGUUGUAGCCUCUGAGCUUCUCUCUCAGUUGCAAGAUUGGAACAACAGAAGGCAGUUUGCAUCUCCUAGUGACUUCCAUGCUGAUGGGGUCAAUGAGUUCUUUAUUUCACAGGCUGUAUUAGAAAAUACCCGUGCGAAUGACAUAUUGAAGCAAGCUCCCUUUCUUGUUCCUUUUACGAGCAGGGUGAAAAUAUUCGCUUCACAAUUGGCAGCAAUUAGGCAGAAGCAUAGUGCUCAUACUGUUUAUACCAGAAAUCGCUUUAGAAUACGGAGGGAUCACAUUCUGGAAGAUGCUUAUAAUCAGAUGAGUGCUUUAUCUGAGGAUAACCUUCGUGGACCGAUUCGUGUAACCUUUGUAAAUGAAUUUGGAGUUGAGGAGGCUGGCAUUGACGGUGGAGGGAUUUUCAAAGAUUUCAUGGAGAAUAUCACUCGAGCUGCCUUUGAUGUGCAGUAUGGGCUAUUUAAGGAAACAUCUGAUCACUUGCUUUACCCUAAUCCCGGUUCUGGAAUGAUACAUGAACAACAUCUCCAAUUUUUUCAUUUUCUUGGAGUUCUUCUGGCAAAGGCGAUGUUUGAAGGGAUUCUUGUUGAUAUACCAUUUGCAACAUUCUUCUUAAGCAAACUAAAACAAAAGUACAACUACUUAAAUGAUUUGCCUUCCUUGGACCCAGAAUUGUAUCGGCAUCUCAUUUUCUUAAAGCAUUACAAGGGGGACAUAUCGGAUUUAGAACUGUACUUUGUCAUUAUAAAUAAUGAAUAUGGAGAGCAAACACAAGAAGAACUACUUCCAAGGGGAAAAGAUUCACGUGUCACUAACGACAAUGUUAUUACAUUUAUUCAUCUAGUUGCUAAUCACCGAUUGAAUUUUCAGAUACGCCAACAAAGUUCUCAUUUUAUGAGGGGGUUUCAGCAGCUUAUACAAAAAGAUUGGAUUGAUAUGUUUAAUGAGCAUGAACUGCAGCUUCUGAUAUCAGGUUCACUUGCAAGCUUGGAUGUUGAUGAUUUACGAUCAAAUACCAACUAUGCUGGUGGCUAUCAUAGUGAGCAUUAUGUCAUUGAGAUGUUCUGGGAAGUUCUGAAAAGCUUCUCAAUGGAAAAUCAGAAGAAGUUUCUUAAGUUUGUGACCGGGUGCUCUCGAGGACCACUGCUUGGAUUCAAAUUUCUUGAGCCACUGUUUUGUAUACAGAGGGCGGCUGGGAGUGCUACUGAAGAAGCUCUUGACCGAUUACCAACAUCAGCUACUUGUAUGAACCUUCUAAAGCUUCCACCUUAUAGAAGCAAGGAGCAACUAGAAAAUAAACUGAUGUACGCAAUCAAUGCUGAUGCUGGUUUUGAUUUGAGCUGAGGGGUUUGUUCUCUCUAUUCACCUCCUACCAUUUCCAAAAUUUCUGCUCCAAUCAGUAUUUCAUGGACAGUUUUACAAGAAACCUUGUCUGGAAAAUCGUUUUCUCAUCAUGGUUGGAAGCGGCAGCUAGGACCCGCGAAUACUACCUAUCUUACCCAGACGGUAAAAGCAGACCCUAAAGCCCCCAAAUAGGAUUGGGAAAAUAUUUUCAUAUUUAUAUUUCUUGAUAGCCUCCUCAGUUAACAUGUCAAUAAUAUGUGGAGGGGUCAUCUGCUUUUCGGCAAGUAAUUAUUAUUGUAAAAAAAAAAAAUGGUUCAAAUUGUAUAUGUAAAAUUUCCCACAAUAUAUUUUUGUAAAUAAGAAGUUUGCAUUAUUUAUGAUA